AAAUGAAAUAAGCAGCAAUAAAUAAACAUAAAAUACAUAAAAAAAAUAUCCGAAUAAAAAUAUAAAUAGAGGCAAUAGUAUUUAAGGAGAAAAUUUGCGAGUAUUAUCCGCAUUUGUUCGCUGAGUUCGAACCUAUUCACAAGUCUAUAAGAUGGAAAACAGUCUGAAGGACUUAGCCUCAGACGACGAAAAAAUUACAUCUGAACAAGUGCCUGAAGAUGCGCCUGUUUCUGCAAAUGAGCGACCCAAGCGUGGUAAGCCCGAUCUGGAUGGGAAAGCCGGUUCUUCGAGUAAACCGUCGACUGCUCAGAAACUCAAAAAGUUCAUCUGUAAAAGAAGGAAAAUCGAAAAAUCUUCACAAGCUCCGUUAGCAUCAGGUGUUGAAUAUUCAUCGUCUGGAACAUCUUCAUCGUCGGCAUCAUCAUCCGACAACGAAGGGGCUCAUGGAACAGACCUUACCGCAGUUUGUGGUAUGAGCAAAAUUAUGCCAAAGCCAUUUUUCAAGCCAAGGCUGAGCGCUAGAAUUGAUGAUCACUCGAUUGAGUGGUACACCUUAGGCAAUGAGAUCGUUUUAGACAUUAAGCUUUGCGGUUACAGAUGUACAGAAUACUAUAAUAAUCAUGUGAGAUUCCGAGGGCACUAUUUACAUGAAUUACUUAAUUUUUUGAACGAAAUACCGAAAAUUUAUGAAACCCGACUUCCUACACAAACUGCUCCGCUCAAACUGCUCCCGCUUAGCGACAAGGUCCUCACGUGGUGUCCUUGGCGUGGGUCAAGAAACCAGUUCAAAUCAGCGAAAUACUUGGCGGCUCGUACCUUCUCGUCGUCUCCUUCCCGAUUUGGGACGGAGUAGGGGCAGUGAAUCUGCCAAUUUGGCCAGGGUGUGACACCCUUCAUUUCAUGGACGUA
Molecule: messenger RNA, 909 nt
Organism: Folsomia candida
Lineage: Eukaryota; Metazoa; Arthropoda; Collembola; Entomobryomorpha; Isotomidae
Exons: 2
Coding region: 152-853 (233 amino acids)
Source: RefSeq, a predicted model, not a curated record